CGGAAGAGAGAUGAUCAGUCCUCGCGAGGCAAGUCGACAACGAUGAUCGGCUAAACGCGCGCCUUUUGUAACCCUUUUUUUUGUACUAUCUCGUCGAACUUGCAGUGCUUGUGCUUGAAUCAUGUAUAUUUCGCCAAUAUUGUCGGGCGUGCUGCUGCUGGCCUGGGGCACGCAGGCUAGUGUCUGGCCCUAUCAUCACGGCGGCUCGUCGUCGUCGUCGCACGAUGGCGCGGUGAUCGUCAACGGUGACCACGCGUCCCAUCUCCAUCGUCAGGAUGGAUACGUCGUCGGCACUCUGGCGAGGCAUCCGAUCGUUGUCGCGGGCCCCAAUCAGCUGCCCAGUGCUGUGAUAGGACCCUCGCAAGGUCCGGUACUGGUGCAGGGACCUCAGCAAGGCUCGGUCGCGGUGGUCGGCCCGACCGACGGAGGAGCCCGAGUCAUCGGGCCGAAUUCCGGCGGAGCAGCCAUCAUCGGCCCGUCCAGCGGUGGCGCCCAGGUGGUCGGCCCUAACGCGGGCGGCGCCACGAUCGUGGGUCCCGGCGGUGGCAGGAUCAUCGCCCCGGCCCACGGCCCGGCCACCAUCAUCGGCCCGACCCACGGCGGUGCCAGCAUCGUCGGACCCACGGACGGCGGCGCCCAAAUCGUCGGCCCGGUCGAUCGCGGAGCUACCAUCGUCGGCCCCGUGGAUCGCGGCGCUACGGUGAUCGGAGCCAAAUCGACGGGCUCCAGCAUCGUCGGAGCUGCUCACCAUCAUCACGACGACGACUGCACCGGUGGCGGCGGCGGCGUCGAGGUCAGCAGUCAUCACAGCUCGCACUCGGACUCGCAGGCCCACUCGGAGGCUCACAAGGAGGAGCACCACCAGAACCACGUGGUCACCCAGCCGAUCUACAUACAGUCGCCACCAAAGACCGUCUACUACAAAGAAAUAAUCCACGAGCCACCGAGGUACGUCGCCCAUCAUCACCAGACGCACUAUCAUCAUUCUCCCCCGCAAAAUCAGCUGGAAGUGGUCUGCGACCCAGCCGUGGCGGGUCUCUCCGCUUCGGCGGCGGUGCGCGCCAUCGCCGAGGCCGGUCUGCGCCACGGACCCGUCCACGUGUCCACGGUUCACGGCCGACCGGUCAUCACCCUCUCCGGUCCAUCCUCGGGCGGUCAUCAUCUUCAGCACCUCGUGUCGUACUCGGGACCUCAGCGUGUCAUCGCUCACACGUCGCCCGUCAGCGGGGCUCUGCUGGUGAGUGCGGGACCCGCCGGAGUCAGCAGCCACAGCUCGUCCUCGUCGUCGUCGUCGUCGGCUCACGCCUCGGCCUCGUCCUCGUCGCACUCGGACGAUCAUUGGGCUUCCAAGAGAUUCUACUACCCUUGAAAACGAAGAAACUUUGUAUCAAAUUUUUCGCUGAUAUACCAUACGUGUAGAUUUAAGUUUGAAAAAAGAGAGGCUUUUAAAAAGCCUAUAAUAAAAAUCGAAUGAAAAUUA
Molecule: messenger RNA, 1480 nt
Organism: Trichogramma pretiosum
Lineage: Eukaryota; Metazoa; Arthropoda; Insecta; Hymenoptera; Trichogrammatidae
Exons: 4
Coding region: 122-1369 (415 amino acids)
Source: RefSeq, a predicted model, not a curated record